Messenger RNA from Adineta ricciae, 327 nucleotides. NCBI's taxonomy places the organism in Eukaryota, Metazoa, Rotifera, Eurotatoria, Adinetida, Adinetidae. The record is from the annotation of a GenBank genome assembly.
AUGAAUAAACUGUUAUUUCUAUUUCUCUUCUCUCUACUCAUCAUCGGAGCACAAGCCAACCGUCGACGACGGCAAUAUGCUGGAUACAAUUACGUUCAGCAAUAUAAUAAUCAAUAUGGUCUUUACGGGCCAGGCGGACAAGGUUGGGUAAACAAUUACGACAAUCGCUAUCCAAAUCCGAAUUAUGCCUGGAAUAAUAAUUACAACUGGAAUCAUGGCGUGCGACGUCCAGAAUGGUAUUACAAUUCCUCGACAACAGUUCAACCGUCAGUUUUUUCUUCGAUCAGUUUUCUACUAUUUUCAGUUUUUUAUUUUUUGCGUUUAUGA